This is a messenger RNA of Hevea brasiliensis (rubber tree), 426 nucleotides long. Its product is annotated as putative defensin-like protein 184. The record is from RefSeq and is a predicted model, not a curated record. NCBI's taxonomy places the organism in Eukaryota, Viridiplantae, Streptophyta, Magnoliopsida, Malpighiales, Euphorbiaceae. The transcript is spliced from 2 exons. The coding region runs from base 57 to 284 and encodes 75 amino acids.
CCGUAUAACUCAACCUUUACUAAGAACACAUAGAGAACCUCAAAUACGCUCUUAGAAUGGUGAAGCCUUCUGCCUUCUGCUUCCUGCUUCUCCUCCUCUUCUUUACGUCUGAUGAAAAAUUGGUGCUCAAGGCAGAAGGGAAGGAUUGCCACAAAGUUUGGAACUGCAAAGGAGGCAACCGUUGCUGGGAGGAUUGCAGAAACAAAUAUAAUGGAAUGGGACAAUGCGAUUUGUACACUGCACCCCCUGUUCCCAAGCAGUGCUUUUGCGCAUACAAGUGCUGAUCAAUCAUCUUUACCCUAAUUAAUAUCUACCUAAGGCUUGAAAUUUGAAAUUAAAUAAAACUUGGAUUUGUUUCAGACAUGUUUACAACUAGAAGCUCAUAUAUAUAUAUCUCAGUUAUGUUAAUAUUGUAAUCAACUUUGU